AUGAUUGUUCAAGUAUACAAAUCUGAUGAAUGGAAGAAGAGUGUUGAUGAGAUCACAAGAGCGGGAUUCAAAGUUCUCAUAUCGUCGUGUUGGAAUUUCAGUGAUGUGAGUCUCGGAGACGACUGGAGAGCGUUCUACGAGUGUGAUCCUUUGGAUUUUGAAGGAAGUCCAGGUCAACAGGCACUGGUCAUUGGAGGAGAAGGUGUGAUUCCAGGUGACCACGUGGAUGACUCAAAUCUCAUGUUGGUGUCAUGGCCUCAAGCUGCUGCAAUAGCUGAACAACUCUGGUCUCAAGAGAGAACGAGCACAGACGAUUUUGGUGACCGUCUGAGUGAACUUCGUUGUCGAAUGAGAAGACUAAAUUGGGAUGUUCAACCAGUGAAUGGACCAGGAUUCUGCUCAGUUUGA
Messenger RNA from Trichobilharzia regenti, 408 nucleotides. The record is from the annotation of a GenBank genome assembly. NCBI's taxonomy places the organism in Eukaryota, Metazoa, Platyhelminthes, Trematoda, Strigeidida, Schistosomatidae.